Molecule: messenger RNA, 2055 nt
Organism: Daphnia pulicaria
Lineage: Eukaryota; Metazoa; Arthropoda; Branchiopoda; Diplostraca; Daphniidae
Gene: TfIIFalpha
Product: general transcription factor IIF subunit 1-like
Exons: 10
Coding region: 198-1895 (565 amino acids)
Biological process (GO): positive regulation of transcription elongation by RNA polymerase II; transcription initiation at RNA polymerase II promoter
Cellular component (GO): transcription factor TFIIF complex; nucleus
Molecular function (GO): RNA polymerase II general transcription initiation factor activity; TFIIF-class transcription factor complex binding; DNA binding
Source: RefSeq, a predicted model, not a curated record
GCUGUUUAAAGGGUCCCAAUAUUUUUCGGCAUAGAAAUUUCGAUCGCCACCUCUUUAUUUUGGCCUAUAAUUUAGUAACGUGCAUAUUUAGGUUAGUUAUUUACCAUUCGUGACGAACUUGUGACGGUGGUUUGUCUCGAUCAUUGUGUCGCCGGUGAGACGUUGUUUUGUCAAACGUUUUUCACCGUCACAUCAUAAUGUCUGCUGUUAACAAGACUGCUACUGGUGCAUCAACUCCUGCUGCUACCAGGACUCCAGCUGCUGGUGGAUCAGCUCCUGUCGCUGCUGCUUCUAAUGUUCAAACUAUUGACAUUCGUGUCCCCAAAAACAUAAACAAAAAGCUUGCCAUCAUGAGAUUCAAUGGCUCGAUGGGUAUUGACUUUGUACAAUGGAAAGAUCCAAAAAUGGAAAGGGAAAACAACCAAGUCACAUUCAAAGGGUUCAAUGAAGAUAUGCCAAAGUUUGGUGCUGGAAGUGAAUAUGGCAGAGAGGCUCGUGAAGAAGCAAGACGGAAGAAGUAUGGCAUAAUUAGCAAAAAGUAUAAUCCUGAAAACCAGCCUUGGAUUUUACAACAUGGAGGAAAAAGUGGGAAAAAGUUCAGAGGAGUAAGAGAUGGUGGCAUUAAUGAAAAUGCAUCGUACUACGUUUUUACGCAAGCACCAGAUGGUGUGUUUGAUGCCUUUCCUGUGCAAGAACAAUACAGUUUUCAAGCAGUUCAAAAUUACAAACCACUGAGUAUUGAAGAAGCAGAGGAAGGGUACAACAUGAGAAACAAAACAUACAACAUGUUCAAUGUCAUGAUGAGAAAGAGACUAAGGAAAGACGAUGAAGACGCCGAAGAAGAGGGUGAGGAAGAAGGUGAAGGCAAAGGAAAGAAAGGCAAGAAAAAGAAGGGAGCUAAAGAUUCUCGUUUUGGUGAUGAAUUGGACGAUAUGAUGGCAUCUUCCGAUGACGAUUCUAGCGACGGCAAUGAUGAUAACGACGACGAUGAUGGAGAAAGUAAGAAAAAGAAGAAGAAGGGCAAGAAACCAGUUAAGCCGAAGAAGAAGCGAAAGAACGCGUCCGAUGAUGAAGCUAUCGAAGAUAGCGAUGAUGGUGAUGGGGAGGGCAGAGAGUUGGAUUACAUUUCCUCUUCCGACGACGACGAAAGUGAUUUCGAGAAAGAAGAAGCAAAGGACGGACUAAAGGGUGUUGCCGAAGAGGAUGCUCUCCGCAAGUUGCUUAACUCGGACGAAGAAGAUGAAGACGAAGAAAAAGAGGAAGAAGAAGACAAAGACAAAGAAGAGGAAGAUGCUGAAGGUGCCGAAGACCAGCAAGGUGAUAAGGCUUCCAAAGACGAAAAAGGCGACAAAAAGAAGAAGAAAGAAAAAAAGAAGAACAAGGAUAAAAAGCCCCGCAACGAGGAUUAUGGAUCGUCAAGCGACAGCGGUGCCGAGAGCUCAGCAUCCGAACUGGAGAAAGCUAAACCGAGCCCAAAAAUGAAACCGGGGAGUGCCAACAGUUCUAGAUCAGCUACUCCGACGAAACCUGAAACAUCGCCGCCAAAAACAACGCUAUCAGAUAGCAAGCGAAAGGGAACACCUGCAGUGCCCGAUGCUCUUACAGGCCAAGCAACAAAGAAACCUCGAUUGGACAUGGCAUCCGCUGCUUCAGCUGCCUCUGCCGCUUCAGCUGCAUCAUCAUCUAGUGCCAAUGAAGGAGUCAAUGAAGAGUCUGUUAGGCGUUAUUUAUCCCGCAAGCCAAUGACAACUACCGAAUUGCUUCAGAAGUUCAAAAGCAAGAAAACUGGUUUGUCAUCGGACCAGCUUGUCCAUCACAUUGCACAAAUUUUGAAGAAGAUUAACCCCGUGAAGCAGACAAUUAAAGGGAAGAUGUAUUUGUCGAUUAAGGCUUAGCGACAAUAACGAUGAUUGGUGUGUCCUGUUUGUACUGCAAUCACUAUUGCUACUUUACUGAAAUUAUCUCAGGCCUUCCCUUUACGGUUUAUAAAAACGGACUAGAACGGUUGUUAAAAUGCGUGAUUUUCGGAACGAUUAAACAAAUUUGCAGUUGUAA